This is a messenger RNA of Haliotis rubra (blacklip abalone), 1096 nucleotides long. RefSeq lists its product as uncharacterized. The transcript has 8 exons. Lineage: Eukaryota; Metazoa; Mollusca; Gastropoda; Lepetellida; Haliotidae. The record is from RefSeq and is a predicted model, not a curated record. The coding region runs from base 1 to 720 and encodes 239 amino acids.
AUGGCGGAGGAGACGGACAAGUUCAUCUGGCUCUUGGUCCAAGAAACAAUACGACAACACGAAAGCGCCAAAAGAUGCCAGCAAUUCGUGCAGGAGAUGAUGUGGGAGAGGGGGAGGGUGGAGCUGGCGUACAUCAACAGUCUGGAGAAGUGGGCGGGGGCCCUUGCCCAUGGGGUCACCAAGGAAGGUUCUCCGUUCCCACCGGAAGUGCAAAAUUUGUUGGCUACACCGGCUCGCGAGGCGCAGGCGCAGGCUAACCUUCAUCAGAAGUUGUACAAUGACAUCCUUCGUGCAGACGGGCCCUGUCUCCAGUUCCGGAAACGAGUGCAAUGUUUGGAGGAGCGGACCAUGGUGUCCGACACAAACCGGGUGUACUCGGCAGCAGUGCUACAGUUCCAGGCCAAGUUGCGCCGGCGUCAGGAGCUUGAAGGGGAAGUCCGAAGGAAGAAACAGCAAUAUGAAUAUGCAUUAUCCGCUUCACGUGACAUGAAUGAGAAGUUGGACGGUAGGCGGCGCCGCAACACACCACGCCCCCCUGUCGGCGAGGAAGAUGGAGACGCUGGAAUGCCGACAGUAUCACCUCCAAAGGUACUCGGACGUUCAGCAGUCGCAGCUCAAGGAACAGGAGAACGAACUGCUCGCUUAUCUCAAAACUCAGAGGAAGCUCCUCGAGACAAUGCAGUCGGAUUUGAACCUGUUCUACCACCGCCGGCUAUGUGACACCCUAGAGCUGACUCGGAUGUUCAUACUCACUCUCGCAGAACACGAGAUUCCGGAAAACAGGGUAGCUAAGACGUUGACGUUGGAUGAAUGUAAAAACAUGUUGUCCAACGUCCCCGAAACCACGUUGUCGGAGAAGAUGUUUUCGGCGGUGAGGGAAAAGGUGCUGCAGACGGUAAUGGAAGAGAACGCUGCUCAUUUCACCUUGCAGGACCUGGUUAGCGGAUUGACCAACAAAGAAGAAAAAGCGAUCGACCGGAAGUGAGGGUCCUAGGAGUCGUCCGCCUGCUCCCGGUCCUGACACCUUCCGCUUCCGGCCUAGCUCCCCGUCUCCAGUUUGUCCGCAAAAUAUCAGCACGCUCAGGGAGGAUUCCAC